This is a messenger RNA of Spodoptera frugiperda (fall armyworm), 2061 nucleotides long. RefSeq names its product retinal homeobox protein Rx-A. The record is from RefSeq and is a predicted model, not a curated record. Lineage: Eukaryota; Metazoa; Arthropoda; Insecta; Lepidoptera; Noctuidae. Gene Ontology annotation, molecular function: DNA-binding transcription factor activity, RNA polymerase II-specific; RNA polymerase II transcription regulatory region sequence-specific DNA binding. The transcript is spliced from 3 exons. Bases 380 to 1276 code for a protein of 298 amino acids. Gene Ontology annotation, biological process: regulation of transcription by RNA polymerase II.
AUCUCGGAUGAGACUUCUUUAACUCAUCUCAAGUUUAGUGCGGACGGUCGGAGACGAGAAGUUUGAAACUUUAUGUUUGUGCUUAUAUUUUAUUUAAAUCAGAAUAAACUUCUGUAUUAGUUCUAAUAGACGAUGUAAAUAACAGUAAAAACACAGUGAACUAUAAAAUAAAACUAAUUUGAAAGUUAAAAAAAUGAGUAAAGAUACUAAAACUCAAACCAGCGCUUACACAAAUCAAAUGAAGCGGAAGAACUUUUACAGCGUAGCAAACGACCUUGAUUAAGACAUUGGUGAAAAACUAAAUCAUUUUAAUUCAACUAUACAUAUUAAGAAGAAUAAAUUAAUAGAGUACAAGACUCCAGAAAACUCCAAAUUAAAAAUGGCUGGUCCUUACUUAUCUCCCUUACCAGGAGAUCUAUUAACGGAGUACAUGUUUGGGAGACGUCGUCAGCGACGGAACCGCACGACGUUCACACCGCAGCAGCUCAGCGAACUGGAGUCCCUGUUCCAGAAGACUCAUUACCCUGACGUCUUCUUGAGGGAGGAGGUGGCACUCAGGAUCAGCCUGUCUGAAGCUAGAGUUCAAGUAUGGUUUCAAAACCGCCGUGCGAAGUGGCGGAAGCAGGCACGCUUGCAGCUGCUGCAGGAUGCGUGGCGGAUGAGGUGCCUCGGACUGGGGUCACCACCUUUGCCACUAUCAGGUCACGGCAAACCAGACUCCUCACCAGAAGCUUCAGAGUCACCCAACGACAAGGACUCCCAUGAGCCUCCAGGAGUCAAUGAGAACCGCGAGCUGAAGUCACCCCGUCAGGACCCAUACCUUCAUAACACUAAUAUGGAACAACUCCAGACAGUCAACCCUAACGUUCACGAGCUUCCACCGAUGCCGUAUAAUGAAGAAGGAAGAAUGAUGCAGCAGCCUUUUACCUUCCCACCAAUGAUGAUGCCUCAGCCGAUAGAACCAGAAAUAGUACCAACUGACUUGAGGGUGAUGUCGAAGCCAAAUCCUUGUCCAUGUGGCACUUCAGUUGACGAACCACAGAACCUCGCGUAUCGUCAACAAAGUCAAGACAAGGAAAGCGAUAGUGACACGGAUACAGAAAUAGAUCUUACGUCUCACUCUAAAGAUGAUGAUAUAAGGGAAUCUGAAAGGUUGGCUAAUAGAAUUGCUACCAGCAUCUUCCGAAGUGACACAGUGCUACAUGACAUGAUGCCUAACGAUCUCAGUUUAGCUACUAAGAAUAAUGAUAGAGUUAGGAGUAACGUCUCAAUCUAAUUGGGCAGCCAUUUUGAUUUACGUUUUGAAUUUCGAAUAGCAGAAUGUAGUUUCGUUUUAAGAAGUAUUUAAACUUGAGUUGGUAGAUCCGAAUAUCUGAAGUUUAGUUUGCCAAAAAUAUUGGAUUCAUAUGGACUUUAGUUUGAGUUUUUAAAAAGUGAUCUGUUUUAUAUGAAUUGUGAUUUUAUUUCUAGUCAAUGUUUAUACUAAGCUGUAAUUUUAUUUGUAGACAAUAUUUAAAUUAGAACUUGUGUAAGUAGAUAAUGUAAAUUAACAAUUAAUAUAGAGAAGAUGUUUAAAUACUCAACAUUUUAAGUAUUGCAAUGUUCAUUAAGUUAUUUAACCAAAACUCGACACAAUAAAAGUAUGUGCUCAUGUGAGAUUUGUUAUCGUCCUGAAUUCUGCAAUUCAGUAAUUUGACUAUGGUUAUUCGAGGCAAGAUAUGCACAGCAGUCACGCUUUUAGAUCAUUGGACCAUUAACCUUUCGUAUGAAAUACAACAAUAGAAAAUACAUUGUGUCUCGCGUGGAUCGGCGUUCCGGCACUCGACGGGUUAAGGAUGAUUUUUCACCAGAGAUGUGCUAUGCUACAUUGCCGUGGAUGCGUUUGGAUUCCACCAAUCAUAUUCAUUGGUACACAUAGCUUAGCACUGGUGGAAACGGACUCUUUUUUAUGAAAAAGAUGCGUGCUAUGCGUGUGUGCUAUGGAUGGCUUCCCUACUAUCGAUACAUCGCAUACUCGAGCUGCGCAUAUACCUCGCAUAGCUACAUAGCAUAUCUCUGGUA